AUGAUACGUGGAGCGGUUAUAUUUGCUACGGGAUUUUAUGCCGGUGUUCUUUUCCAAAGCAAAUACAAAAUUGAAGAAGUUGCAACUCCCUCUGAACUACUGGAGAAAUCAACGGCCCUUUCAAAGGAGAUUCUAGAGAAAUUUGAUCAAAAAAAGAAUUCUCUAGCCAAUCCUCCUUUGCUAACUGACACAAAUAUGGAUGGUGAGGCAGACAUGAUAAUUGCAUCUGUAGAUGGAACUGUUCAUGCAUGUGCUUCUUCUCAAUCUCAUUCGGAUAUCUGGCCCAGCCAACCAUCCAGCUGGCCGUUUCUUGUACACGGAGAGAAUUUCGUUUCAUCUCCUAUUGUGGUACAUCUCGACGAGAGAGGCUACAGUUUGAUCGUGGUAAUCAGUGUGCGAGGUGUAAUGUACGUGUUGGAUUCAGACGGUACACCGUUGAUCCAAUUGCCGAUACCGGAUUUGAUUCUUGACUACGACAAACCGAAUUGGCCUGAUUUGUUCACUGCGGAUCUACCUGCCCGUUUGGUUAAACGUUUGCGUUGGUCGGAGAGCACCGGUCAUGAUUCAGUAAGCAGUGUACUCAUUUCCACUUAG
Echinostoma caproni is the source of this 594-nucleotide messenger RNA. The record is from the annotation of a GenBank genome assembly. Lineage: Eukaryota; Metazoa; Platyhelminthes; Trematoda; Plagiorchiida; Echinostomatidae.